GGGAUGAGGUGGACAUUGGGCUGCCUCUGUGAGGACGGGCCGCUUCUCCUAGGCCCCAGGCGGUCUACGAUUGAUUGCUGACGGGGCGGCCGUCAUGGCGAUGUUUCCACGUACCUCUGGUAAGGGAGUGCGGUGGAUCUAUUCACGCAGUCACGCGUAACCCCCCUCUGACCCCACUGGUGUGGAGGGGACAGCCGGCCUUCGUUGGGGCCACGCCAAGCCAGUCUUGUUGGGGGGCGUCACCGCUCCAGAAGCCCAGAGUCGUAGGCCCGAUCUCUGGGUCAUGGCGUGGCCAGUCGAUCGGCCUCGCGGUUAGUAGGGAUCCCUCUUUUGGGGGUGGCGCAACGUGUGGUCACGUGACGAAGUCGUGGCGAUAAUUGACGCUGAACAGAGAUAGCAUUAGAUUUCUUGAUCAUUGCUGGCGCCCACCACGUCCUGACCACCGCUAGCGGAUCAGACGUCUUGACCACCGCGGCUCGGCGUGGUCCCAUGCCUUCCCCAUCCGCGUCAUGACGUUUCAAUUCACUCUUGGAGGAAUGCAGGCUCGUCAGACACAUUCGAGUAACCAUGACAGGAUGGUCCCAGGAUUCUGGAUGGGAUGGGAUCGCCAUGGACCGCCAAAAUGAGCUUCCAACUGAGGCUGUAUGCUGCAGUCGAGGCCCUUGUGUGCAGCACACCGCUCAGCGCGCUGGCCAGCUCGACAGACGGACGCAAGUCGCUGUUGGGCUUGUCUUGGGCGUUUGCCUUUGUUGACGACGCAGGCGCGGCGGGGCCCGUGCCGCGCCUGGUGCGGGGCGCCCUGGAGGCCGAGGGCGCCCGGCGCGAUGCGCGGCGGCGGUCGGGGGCAGCCGCGCACGUGGCGCCCCUGGCGCAGGCGCCGUCUGAGGCAGGGGUCGCCUGCGGUCCGUGGCUGGCCGCGGACUUCGGCGACGCGUACGUGCUCGCGAAGCCGGCGGGCUGGGAGGUCGACGUCGCGGAGGAGGCGGUGCCGGGGCGCGCCGAGCGCGCGGGCACGUGUCCUGCGUGGCAGAGGC
Messenger RNA from Prorocentrum cordatum, 1034 nucleotides. Lineage: Eukaryota; Dinophyceae; Prorocentrales; Prorocentraceae. The record is from the annotation of a GenBank genome assembly.